Messenger RNA from Nerophis lumbriciformis (worm pipefish), 3672 nucleotides. NCBI's taxonomy places the organism in Eukaryota, Metazoa, Chordata, Actinopteri, Syngnathiformes, Syngnathidae. The record is from RefSeq and is a predicted model, not a curated record.
AGCAAGAUGAAGAAGAAAGCCCGGAGCCACCGAGUUUCGACGCCGGAGAGGCCUUCCUCGCCCAUCAAGCCUUCGCCCAAUAAACAGAUCCUGACGUACGCUCAGGCGCAACGCAUGGUAGAGUUCGAAUUAGACGGCCGCAUACACCGCCUCAGCGUUUUCGAUCGACUGGAGGUCAUCUCGGACAGCGACCCUGUGCUUCGGGAGAUGGAGUGCGCCAAAAACAAGGAGAACGCCGACAAACCGCAACAGCCGGUUCUGUUGCGGUCUGUACGAUUAAAAAACAACCGAGAAAAGAGGAAAGCCGCGUUUGGCGUCACCGCUCGGAAAGAAGGAAGCGACCAACCCGUUAGCGUUAUCCCUGUUCCUAAACUUCCCGAGCCGAAAUUCAAGAUCGUGGAGUACAACUUGCCGGCGGUUCCGAAACGACAUUCUUCUUAUUUUAAGUACGAGGAGAAAACGGAGGAAGACCUGGAUGAGGAAACAGAGUACGACAUGGACGAGGAAGAUUUAGCUUGGAUGGAUUUAGUCAACGAAAAGCGGCGAAGCGAAGGCGCCAGUCAGGUGUCGUUUAACGUCUUCGAGUUUCUUGUCGACCGUUUCGAGAAGGAACUCUACCUCGAAGGCUUGGAUAAAGGCAGCGAGAAGCAAGCGUCCGUGGACGAGGACACGGUUUGCUGCAUUUGCAUGGACGGCGAAUAUAACGACGGAAACGCCAUCCUUUUCUGCGACGUAUGCAACGUGGCGGUCCAUCAGGAGUGUUACGGCGUCCCUUACCUGCCUGAAGGUCAAUGGCUUUGCCGACAUUGUUUACAGUCGCCGGGGAAACCGGCUGUUUGCGUAUUAUGUCCUAACAAGGGCGGCGCGGUGAAAAAAACAGACGACGAUCGCUGGAGCCACGUGGUUUGCGCCCUUUGGGUUCCAGAGGUGGGCUUCGCCAAUGCGACCCUCAUCGAGCCCAUCGAUGGCGUCCGGGAUAUCCCGCCGGCUCGCUGGAAGCUCACUUGCUACCUCUGUAAAGAAAAGGGCAUCGGGGCGUGCAUCCAGUGCCACAAAGCUAACUGCUACACCGCCUUCCACGUCAGUUGCGCUCAAAAAGCAGGGCUUUUCAUGAAAAUGGAGCCCGUCAAAGACCUGACCGAGUCGGGGGAGCCCACCCUCACGCUUAAAAAGACCGCCUACUGUGGCGCGCACACGCCCUCCGGAUGCGUCAGGAGGAAACUGGCUAUCUACGAUCAAGUCAAAGCGAAGAAUGGGUUGUGUAGCCAAGUGGAGAGCGAUAAGAGUGAUGCUAAAUGUAAGCAGAAGAAGAAGGUGAAGAAACUUGAGCCAGAUGUUGCGAGUGAGACCUUGCCAACUCCCGCUGCUGUUCCUUCCUUUCCUGUUCAUAGGUUACAAACCAUUCUAAACCAGGUGUCGGUCCAAAAAAAGAAAGCCUUCGUGGAGCUGGUCUUGAAUUACUGGACUCUAAAACGACAGUCCAGGAACGGUCUCCCGUUGAUCCGGCGUCUACACACGAGCCUGCAAUCCCAGAAGAAUACGCAACCGAAGCAAACCGAGGAAGAAACACGGGCGCUGAAGGAACAGCUAAAGCAAUGGCAUCGGCUCCGGCACGAUCUGGAGCGAGCCCGACUUCUACUAGAGCUCAUUCGGAAGAGGGAGAAGCUCAAAAGAGAGGAGCUUAAGUUCCAAGAAAGCCUUCUUGAGAUGCAGCUAACUCCCUUCAGCAUUCUGUUAAGAGCCGUUUUGGACCAGUUACUGUUGAAAGACCAAGCUAGAAUCUUUACCCAGCCAGUUGACGUCAACGAGGUGCCGGACUACCUCGACCACAUCAAACGCCCUAUGGACUUCUCCACAAUGCGCCAGCGCGUGGACGCCCAGGAAUACAGCAACUUCGAGCAGUUCCAGGCUGACUUCGACCUCAUCGUCAACAACUGCAUGAAGUAUAAUUCCAAAGACACGUAUUUCUACCGGGCUGCCGUUCGCCUUCGCGAUCAGGGCGGUGCCGUGAUCCGGAAGGCGCGGAGGGACGCCGAGAAGAUCGGAUUCGACGCGGACAGCGGGAUGCAUCUGGAGGAGGCGCCCGAGUUGAAGACGACGGCUUUUUCGUGGGAAGACGUGGAUCGCUUACUCAAGCCCACCAAUCGAAACCAUUUGCCUCUUGAGAAGCAGCUGCAGCAACUUCUAGAGAAGUUUGACCUCACGUGCGCCAUGAAGUCCAGCCCGUCCCGCAGCAAACGCAUCAAGCUGCUGAAAAAGACCAUCAACGACGUGCGCAGCGACAUGAGCUUGAAGAGACUCCAGCCUAACAUCUCGUACUUUAAGCCUGAGGAGAAUUGGAAGCUGAAUGGACUGAAUUCCCAAGACGACGAAGGUAGGUACCUACGUGAAAGCUUUUGUGAGCUUGUGUUGAUUUCUCUCCCCUUGGCAGAUAAGUCUCUCCCUCCUAAACUGGAGCCUUCCGACGCCAUUCCUCCUCUCGUCCACUCCGAGGCGGACCCUGAGCCCCCCACUCUCAAACCCGUUGACGCCACACCGGAUUGUGAUGAUAAAACUCCCGAUAAAGUCCCCAAAUUCGAUAGUACGCACUUAAAUGGCCGCUCCCUUAACAACCUCCAGAGUUCUUUAUUCGACGGUGACGUCCGAGUUGUUGCCACUUCCACACUAGCCGAACCGGCUGGCACCGUUAGCCGGCGGACCGCCGUUCUUUUCUGCAAAUCCAAAUCUCCGAGUCCCCGCAAGCCAAUGAGGGGCGACGGUCAAGAACUGGUUCAGCGUAAAGACGACGACGAGCAAGUCGGCAACGGCACCAGCACGCAAUUGGCGUCCAAAUCCUUCUUGUCAGUAGUCAUUCCCAGACUGGAGACGUUACUGCACAGCAAAAAGAGGAAACUUUUGGUAAGCCAGGAGGACCUUGAGGAGGAUGGAAAAGCUCCUAUAAAAAGACUUGACAUGGGGCUGCCGAGAAGUUUCCUGGACGUAGAGGAGGAGAAAGAACUUGGCCAGCCCAGCAGAGCUGCAGAACCGAGACGACGCUGCGCUUCCGAGUCUUCCAUCUCCUCGUGCAACAGUCUUCCUGGAGGCGCCGGAACUAUCCUAAGUCUUCCAAAGUGCGGGAAGGGGAAACCCGCCUUGUUGCGGAGAAACACUUCGGACGAUAAGAACGAGUUAAUCGCCUGCAUCGAAAACCGGAAUUUUGCCAAAGCCGCACGUAUCGCCGCAGAGGUUGGCAACAGCAAUAUUUGGAUGCCCGCUAGUGCUGCAACAGUUGCACUGGAACCCCUCAAGCUAGUUUGGGCCAAAUGUAGCGGAUACCCCUCCUAUCCUGCUUUGAUCAUUGACCCCCACAUGCCGCGCGUUGGCUGCCAGCACAACGGGGUGUCCAUCCCCAUGCCCCCCAUGGACGUGCUCCGCAUCGGAGAAACGAUGCAGUACAAAUCCGACGAGAAACUCUACCUCGUGCUCUUCUUCGAUAACAAACGCAGCUGGCAGUGGCUUCCUCGAUCCAAAAUGGUUCCCCUGGGCAUGGACAAAACCAUCGACAAGAUCAAAAUGAUGGAAGGCCGCACGUCAAGCAUCCGCAAGGCGGUCCAGGUGGCGUUCACUCGCGCCAUGAACCACUUGAGCAUCGUACGAGACGAGCCGGUCAGCGACCUCAGCGACGUGGACUGA